AGAGAGAGAGGGAGAGGAGUGUGUGAUCAACAGCAGAGGGUGACCAAGCUUUCAAGCUAGAAAGGGAGAGAGACAGAGCAGAAGAGAGAAUGCUGACAGUGGGUGAGACAGACACGAGAGUAGAUAGAGGAUAGAGAGAGAGAGAGAGAGAGAGAGAGAGAGAGAGAGAGGAGGGAGAGAGUGUGUUGUGUGACUGAGUUGGAUGUUUGCAUCAGCUUUAGCAUUGCUGGCUGUUUCAAUGAUCAGACACACCGGUCCUCACAGCAGCACGACACCCACAGAGAGAAGCUGGCAAAGGAACAGCUGUUUCCAGCUGCUGUAACAUACGUGUACACACGUGACAACGGGAAGGAACUUCCUGUACGCAGACGAAGUAUGAAACGUGAGGACUUCUGAGUGCAGGUCCGAGUGAAUUGUGAUCUUUUGCGUGAUGCUGUUCAGCCGAGAAUCUUGUCACCAUCCGGACCCUUCGUUCUCCCCAUCAGCCCAUGUGACCUAGUUUUGGCCCCUCAGGCCUGGGGGAGACCCCAUGAAUCCCAGCCUCCCCCCAAAAAAGCGCGAGUCCCGGCAAGGCUCGUCGGAACAGCGCCCCCCGGAGGACGAGUUCAAAUACCCGGCGCCGAUUCGACACCGGAGACACCACCAUUCCGAGGGGCGGGAGCAUGAACCACGUGGCGACAAAGAACUCCUUCCACCACCUCCACCUCCUCCCCAACCCCCACUUUCACACCUUCCAUUCUCCCUAUCAUGGCAGCUGCCCUACCAUUCACCACUUCACCACCCAUACCUUUCUGGCCAGGUGAGAGAAAGACGUGGCUCAGGUUCACCUUCCUGGAGAGAUGGAUCAAGUGCACGAAGGUCAGAGGGUGAAACAGAAACGGCAAUCCCUCAACACUCUCGCUGGCUACGAGGAGAAAUCAAUUCCCUUGGUUUGCAUCCGUCCAUGCCGAUGCCUACGUACAAGGGCACUUAUGCAGUUGAUUCCAGGGACAUGUGGCCCUAUUUUAGCCCUACACGGCGAGACUAUGCCUCCUCUCUCUUCCCUUCAUCCUCCUCUGCACACCUUUUCCAACAAACAUCACUCUACCACAACGAUUUUCUCUCAGAAAGCAGGCUCAGGUACUCAGGCAGGAGACCCAAUGGUCUUGAUGGACAAGGUAUUAGAUCAGAAUCCAGUGGAAGAGCAGAAAGUGGGAAUGACUCUCAAUCCAGAGUUGGCAGUUCCCACUCAAAUGGAAGGAAGAGGAAUCAAGAAGAUCUGGUAGGGCGUGAUACUAGGAGGGUAUCCCCGUCCCAGACGGGUCCUAAUGCACAUUCCUUCCAUCACAAUACAGACAGGGACUCUCUGGCAAUCCUAAAACCUCCAACUCCCCACACUUACACCUCUGAAACGCGAAAGACAAAGGCUCCUCAUGAACCUUGCACUGGAAGUGCCUCCCAAUCUGGAGCUCAGAUCUACUAUGCCCUGGGGUCUAUUUACUCCUCGGUUCACCAUAACCCUCAGGCAUACCCCAGUUUUAAUCCCUCAGGUCCUCCUCCUUCCCCUUUGAGGAACUCCCAGCACUCCCCUCAUGGUCAGCAUAAUAACCAUGGGGUCCAUCAGGAGCGAGAACUUUCACCAGGAUCCUAUCGACCUUCUGUUUCAGUCCUCAGUGGUCCUCACCCACCAACAAGUGCAGUCCUACCUCAUUUUGCCAAGGGUUCACUUAUUGAGUUGGCCGGUGGCCGUCUGAAAAGGGUGGAAGAGUUACAGACAGAGGAUUUCCUGCACAGUGCUGACACCACACCUGAGUUCCACCUGAGUACCUGCACCAUCCUACUUAUCUCACCUGGACCCACUGAUGGCUUCAAUCAUCUGCAGGUUUUGCUUGCCGACCGCAACACUCAGGAAUUGCUCACGGUUUUGGAGGAGUAUCCAUUUUUCGUGCGGGACAGAGGCUGGUCUUCAUGCAGUCCUCAGAGGAGCGCCGAUCUCUACGGCCUCCACUGCCGCCAGCUCAGUCCAGGAGACGUCUGCUUGGCUUUGACCCCGACACCAACCUCAUUGCCCCCGACGACAACGACAACCCUCACACCAACCCCCAACUCGCUGACCCCACUGGCCACCAUAGCCUCCUCAGUGACCUCAACGAUGUCCUUACUGAACUCAUCGUUGACCUCGUUACCCCCAAUGAUGACCUCGCCAAUCCUGACACCCACCUCGCUGCACUCAUGCGAUCGCAUUUCUGCAGGAUCAGAGACCAGCACACACAGAUCUGACAGAACAGCUACGCCCCUUGCCCCUUCGCUUCUGUCUGAUUCCCGGCGGGAGAUCCAGGAUAAACCACGCUCCCGAAAGAGACGCUGGUCCGCCCCCGAGUUGCAUGAAGGAAAUAGGAGCUGCACAGAUUUACCUCAAGGAUGUAAACGAAUGAGACAGCAGUAAGUCCUCAUUUAGAGUCUGAGUUGACCAAGAAGUGUUUUUAUUUCAUCACAUGUCAACAAUUAAUACAGUAACCCUCAUAAAAUCCAGUUUUUAACAAUAAGAAGGAUCUGGUUAUAUAUGAUGAAACAAAAAUCACGUGAAAGAGUGCAAUCUGAGUGACAUCGUUGGUCACUAGUCCCUAGUCACUUGUUAUCAAAGCUAAACUUAUUUUAAAAACGAUUUAACAACAUUGUUAAUGCUAAACGCCGUAUACUGCGAUUAUGACAUCACAUUCAUUGAUGGAAAUUCUAUGCAUCUUUAAUCAGUGUUAGCCUGAUGUCAUUCAUACCACUGGAAUGUCUCUGUUCAGAUUGGUCAGAAGGUGUUUUCUAACAGCAGCUCUGACAAAAACCAGAGCUUCAAAUCACAGCUUAUGUUACACUAAUAUUGCACUAGCAGUUUGUAUUUAGGUAAAUCUUAAAUAUUUGCAAUAUAUACUUUGCAAACUUGUUGGCUAUUUAGUGUGGGUUAAGAGGAAGGAAACACUUCGGGAAAAGCUGUUAGUGGAAAAUAACGGACUUCAUCACACCGCCAUGUUGAUGGUUAAUUUUAGAUGUAGAUUUAUCGCUUCAUUUAUAAUUUGAAGAACGUUUUUCUCUAAAAUGAAUGGUAAUUCAAUGUGAAAGUUAACACUUUGUUGGCCAGGAUGGCUUCGGGAAACAAAAAAAAAGUGAAAUCACUUGAAUUAGCUGGUGUAUUUUAGAAAGAAAAAUUCUCAAAUUAUAAAUUUCAAUUUGAAAAAACUGAAAUUAAAAUGAUCAAUUAAAUUUAUCACUGUACCAAAAAAACGUGGUAUUUUUGCAUUCGAAUUUUUUUUUUUUUUUUUUACAUUUUUUAAAAUGUUAAUUUUUUAAAUUUUAUUUAAAAAAUAUCUGUGAACGUUUUCAUCCUAUAUAAGUGACGGGUAACAGGACAACAAAUAAAAUAUUGCUUGUGAGGUUAAUAAGUGAUGAAAUACGAACACAUCUUGGCAGAAACAUUUGCACAGAGAGUUCACGGAGUCAUGUGAGGACGUUAAAAACCAAACUGAUCAUUCGUGACCUCAUGGAUACUUUGGAAGAGCCAUAUGUGUUUUUGUGUUUAUUGGUUAAAACGGGUUCGGAAAGGAAGGACAGAAGGAAAAAAGAAAAAAAAAACAGCAACAACAACAACGCAAUGCUAGUGAUGCACAGUCAGACUUUCUGUCUUUUGAGACAAUCAAACUCGCCUGUUGUUGACGCCACGUCUGUUUUCGGUGUACUUUUUUCUGCAGGGUAUCUCUUUUCAGUCAGUAUUAUCAAGGAAAUAAUAUUGAAUGGAAAAAAAGACUAUAUAAUUAUAUGAAUAGUUCUAUAUUAUACAGGUGUUACACAUGAAUAUGCUAAAAAAAAAAAAAAAAACGACAACAAAUAUGACUAACAUUAAUGGUUACCUUUUUUUUUUUUUUUUUUUUAAAUUUCCCGCAAUGCAGUUUUCUUUCACGCUUCUAAACCGAGCCUUGGCUCUCGAGGUGAAUGUACACAGAUUUUUCAGCUUUGCAAUACGAGGUCCAAAUGUGAAUUCACCUCAGCAUUACACUCCAAUGUGUGGGUAAAAAAAACAAAAAACGGAAAAGACACUAAAGGAGAAAAGGAAAAAAAAAAAAAGAGAAGAUUCCUGUAGAUAACGGGACAUCCGUUGGUGUUUUUCCAUGAGAAAGGGGUUUAAAGGUGCUAAUAACACGUUGGAAGGUGAUGCUUUGUGAGUCCACUUGACCUCGCAAUGUGCUUUUUUUUUCCCCCCUUCAUAUUUUUUGCACCCUCUUUAUUUUUCUGUAUGAUAUGAGAGCAGGGGAAUAUAUAUAUAUAUAUAUAUAUAUAUAUAUAUAUAUAUAUAUAUAUAUAUAUAUAUAUAUAUAUAUAUAUAUAUAUAAAUAUAUAUAUAUAUUUAAAAAAAAAAAAGAAAAGUAUUUUGAACUCAGAUACGGGUAUUCAUUCUUGAUCAAGCACACUCUUUCCCUUUCUUUUUCAUUUUUUUUCUUUCUUUUUUUUGUGGUGGUGUUAUUUUUCCAGAAAAAAAGAGGAUCGUUUAUUUUUUUUCCUUCCUUUAUAAAUGUAUAGCUAUAAAAUUGUAUAUUUUUAACACUUGUGAGACUGUAAAACAGUGUUCGCUAGAAAUAAAAGAAUGCUUUAUAGAUUUAAA
Molecule: messenger RNA, 4624 nt
Organism: Hemibagrus wyckioides
Lineage: Eukaryota; Metazoa; Chordata; Actinopteri; Siluriformes; Bagridae
Exons: 4
Coding region: 530-2425 (631 amino acids)
Biological process (GO): nervous system development; negative regulation of transcription by RNA polymerase II
Cellular component (GO): nucleus
Molecular function (GO): RNA binding; protein binding
Source: RefSeq, a predicted model, not a curated record